GGAAGUGUAGACAUGCGCAGUUGAUCAGCUGUUAGCAGCUGCGUUGUCAACUAAAAGACAGGCGUGAUUGUUUUUUUUCUGUUUUUAUUUUUGAGUUUGAGUCUAUAUUCUUUACAAAUGGCUGGUACUGCGUUAAAAAGACUGAUGGCUGAGUAUAAGCAGCUGACUCUAAACCCACCCGAGGGGAUCGUUGCAGGCCCUGCAAAUGAAGAGAACUUCUUUGAGUGGGAGGCUUUAAUUAUGGGUCCAGAGGACACGUGUUUUGAGGGCGGAGUAUUUCCAGCGCUCCUCUCCUUCCCGUCAGACUACCCCCUCAGCCCUCCUAAAAUGAGAUUCACCUGUGACAUGUUUCACCCAAACAUUUACCCAGAUGGCCGUGUGUGUAUCUCUAUCCUGCAUGCUCCAGGAGACGACCCAAUGGGCUAUGAGAGCAGUGCUGAGAGAUGGAGUCCUGUCCAGAGUGUGGAGAAGAUCCUACUGUCUGUAGUCAGUAUGUUAGCAGAGCCCAAUGAUGAGAGUGGAGCGAACGUUGAUGCUUCCAAGAUGUGGCGUGAGGACCGAGACCAGUUUUACAGCCUGGCCCAACAGAUCGUCCGCAAGUCCCUGGGUCUCUAAUAACAACGACAUCACAUCGUCUAUGUAGGUCCCAAAUGGCAUCCUAUUCCCUAUAGCGCGCACUACUUUAGAGUCAAAGUUCUAUGAGGCCUGGUCAAAAGUAGUGCACUAUAAAGGGAACCUCUGUCUGGAUCUAACCUACCGCUUCCAUUUCACCCAACAUGUCACCAGGACAGGAAGUUGUCAUAACCAGGAAGUUACAGGAGACUACAGUGACAAUUUAGACUAGCUGGUAAGCAUGGAGACGGCCGAUGACUGAUGGCUCCAUCUCUGGUUGUUUCCAUGGGUAUGAUGAACCCACAAAAACCAUUUGACUCAAAUGACCUGUUUCGUUCCGUUGUCACCUCUCUCUCUCUCUCUCUCUCUCUCUCUCUCUCUCUCUCUCUCUCUCUCUCUCUGUCUCUCUGUCUCUCUGUCUCUCUGUCUCUCUGUCUCUCUGUCUCUCUGUCUCUCUGUCUCUCUGUCUCUCUGUCUCUCUGUCUCUCUCUGUCUCUCUCUCUCUCUCUCUCUCUCUCUCUCUCUCUCUCUCUCUCUCUCUCUCUCUCUCUCUCUGUCUCUCUGUCUCUCUGUCUCUCUGUCUCUCACUCUCUCUCUCAAGCACUUUAUAUUGUUUUCUCCAAAGGAAAAUGUUUAGCGUGUUACUGCCCAGAAUGCCAUUCACUCUGCAAUAUGGCUACAUAGAGGUGCUGUGACUCAUUGGAAUAGUAAGUAAAUAAUAAAAGUGUUUGUGAGAACUUGUGAAUGUAAUAGAAGAUAUCUUUAUUAACACUGUCAACAUGUGACUGACACACGAAUGGCUCUUCUGUUUUAGGGUAUUCUCCCAUGACCAUCCUUCCAAAAAUCCUCUCGUUGUUUCAACUAUUGAAAACUGUCUUGAGGCUAGAGUAAUGACAUCGAUGUGGGGAAUAAAGCUUUUCGCUUCUGGGUGGUACUUUUUUGUUUUUUUGGCCUCAAAAAAAGAACACGUUGAAGAUAUUACUAUUUAUACAGACCUGUGUCGUUGGGUGUUUGAAUGUGGUGUAGAUAAAGAUGAUUUAGGCUGUGGCGUCGUUUGCUGUGUCUCUCAAAGGGGUUUGAUAGUCUGUAACCGUGACACAAAGUUACAAAGACUCAUUUUGCAUCAUAUAUUUCUGUUAGAACGACUGGCAGAAGAAUAUGGCUGUCGUCUAGGACCAUGGAUAAAUAGAUUCUUCAUCAAAUGAUUUGAAAAUAUAUAUGAGGAUAUUCCUCUAAGAA
This is a messenger RNA of Oncorhynchus mykiss (rainbow trout), 1851 nucleotides long. It is a transcript of the gene ube2g2, whose product is annotated as ubiquitin-conjugating enzyme E2G 2 (UBC7 homolog, yeast). The record is from RefSeq and is a predicted model, not a curated record. NCBI's taxonomy places the organism in Eukaryota, Metazoa, Chordata, Actinopteri, Salmoniformes, Salmonidae.